AUGCAAAUCAUUAUAAAAACUUUGACUGGGAAGAAGCAGCCUAUGAACUUUGAACUCGACAACACUGUUCUUCAAGUGAAACAAGCCUUGCAAGAGAAGGAAGGUAUUAGCGUUGAACAAAUUCGUUUAAUUUUCGGAGGACGCCAAUUGAAUGACGAAAGCAGGCUAACUCCCACCUACGAGUGAAUAAAAAUUUUAAUUUUAUAUUAAUUUUUUUCGAAAUUUAAAAAAAUCCGAAUUAGAUUUAAUUUAUUACUUAUUUUUUUUUCAUAAAAGAAUUUUGUUCACUUGCUAAAAAAUAGGGAUUUUAUAAUGGGUUUGCUCGUUAACGGAGGGGGAUUAAGUGACUACAAUCUAACUGCUGGAGCAGUAAUCCAUAUGGUUUUACAACUAAGAUAA
Blepharisma stoltei is the source of this 399-nucleotide messenger RNA. The record is from the annotation of a GenBank genome assembly. NCBI's taxonomy places the organism in Eukaryota, Ciliophora, Heterotrichea, Heterotrichida, Blepharismidae.